This is a messenger RNA of Bipolaris oryzae ATCC 44560, 2079 nucleotides long. RefSeq lists its product as uncharacterized. NCBI's taxonomy places the organism in Eukaryota, Fungi, Ascomycota, Dothideomycetes, Pleosporales, Pleosporaceae. The coding region runs from base 1 to 2079 and encodes 692 amino acids. The record is from RefSeq and is a predicted model, not a curated record. The transcript is spliced from 4 exons.
AUGUCGAAGCGACCAGAGGCGCAACUGCAGCCUUUCCUGACGCAUGAUGGAAAUCACAUCGACGGGACGGCUCAAGAGGGAAAAGAAACACAGAAAUGGCGGAAGAGCUUGUAUAUGUUUAUCGCACUGGGACUCGCAGUCCUCUGUAUCAAUACCGGCUUCCUAGUUUGGGCACUGCGCACAAAAGGCGCAACGAACGGCAUUGGCAUACUCUACGAAGCGACCUGUGAUUAUACCAAGAAGGUCAACAUUGGCGUACAUUUGCUCAUCAAUAUUUUGAGCACCGCAAUUCUGGGUGCGAGCAAUUACUGCAUGCAAUGUCUUUCGGCCCCCACCCGACCCGAGGUCGAAGACGCACAUCGCAAGGGAAGCUGGCUCGACGUCGGUAUACCCAGUAUGGGAAAUAUCAUGUCUUCUAGCUUUGGGGCGCGCAAGAAGAUGUGUUGGUGGAUUCUCGGAUUGUCUUCGUUUCCCUUGCAUCUUUGCUACAACUCGGUAGUCUUCAUGUCCACCUCAGCCCAGACAUACGGAGCCUUCGAAUUUGGCCCCGAGACAAAGGCCGCAAUUGAGAAUGGCACUUUCAAUGGCACAAUGAACACUACUAGUGCGGGAGGUUAUUAUAGCAACCCAUAUGUCUACGGUCAAGUGUACGCAGAAGCUUUCAAAGCAGGGCGGCUUGAGAACCUUACACUCCGCGAGUGCAUCGAUGAUUACAGUGCCACUUUCCAAUCAACAAGAGGUAAUGUCUUUCUCGUCGUUGACGAAGGCGUCAUGGGAGCCGACGAGAUAUACGGCACAUUCAACUACAUCCAGCGCAGUGGUACAUGCUCGGCAGACACGGGCACGUCAUGGAUCUACAGACAAUUCGAAAAUGAAGCCGGUGAGUGUUUCCAACAGCAAGCCGGUCGCUUCUUGCCUCGGCUACAGGAUGAUCCGUCGAUAUGGGCACCGUUUGCUGGUCACCCAGUGCGAAGUUGCCUCAGUGAGCCCACGGGCCCGACAUGCAAGUUGAGCUUCAGUGUUCAUCUCAUGUUGAUAGUCAUUGCGUUCAAUGUGGUGAAGAUAUCUGCCAUCUUGAUCGGCCUCUUCACUCUUCGCAACGACCCGAUGUUAACAGUUGGAGAUGCGGUGGCAUCGUUUCUUCGCGAGCCAGACACAGUAGCGCAAAACAUGUGUCUUGUGUCCCAGCAAAAUAUCCACACCGCAGGAAAAGGAUGGCCGGCACAACAACAACCAAGGGCAUUUACAAUGAGCUCCGGCAGAUGGUCUUCAGCAGUCAAGAGAGGAAAGCGAUGGACCGUCCGUCUCGCCCUCUUCACAGGCAUCAGCGUCCUAAUCUUCCUCUUCUUCUACGCCUACAUAUCCAUCCGCGGCGACAACAGCCUCCGCAGCAUCCUAGGCAUCGGCCUCGGCAACGUCGAUCCCCGCACCAUCGUCCAAGACGGCACCGCCUCUUCCGGCCUCACAGGCGUCUUCUCAAACGUCUUCGUAGCCAACUCCCCGCAAGUAAUCAUCUCCUUGAUCUACUUCUCCUACAAUGCGGCCAUCACGUCUAUGCUACUGGGAGACGAGUGGUCUGCGUUCUUUACUCGGUAUAAGCCGUUGCGUGUUUCGACGAGUCGACGCGGACACCAGCGCAGUACGUAUUUUCUGCAGCUUCCAUAUCGGUACGCGCUGCCACUGCUGGGAUUCUCGACGCUGCUGCAUUGGUUGGCGUCGCAGAGUCUGUUUGUGGUGUCGGUCGAGUUGUAUAAUAUGCAUGGCGUGCAUAAGGAUUUUAUCUCACUCUCGUUUUCACCAUUGGGUAUUUUGUUGUCGCUGAUCGUUGCUGUUGUUUUGGUGAUCGGUAUGUUCAUCUUGGGGAGGAAGAAGCUGAGUCCUGCGCCCAUGGUGGGAUCGUGUAGUGCUGCCAUCGCUGCGUCUUGUUAUGCAAGGCCGUAUGAAAGUGAGCCCUGGGAGAAGGAACUCAAGUGGGGUGCUUUCACGCUACAUGGUGACGAGCAGUAUUUUGGUAUGCCGCACUGCGGUCUCUCGAGUCUUGAGGUUUCUCAGCCUAUUGCUGGACAACUAUAUGCUUAG